UCAUUUUCUUUUCUUAUUCUCUUUCUUUUUCUUCUUCAUCUCCUCUGCUUUUGGGUAUUCUUUCCUCUUCUUUCUCAUUUCCUUUCUCUAUUCCUUUUACUCUUUCUCUUUUUUUCUUUCUCUUCUCCUCUCUUUCUUCUCUUCUUUCUCUACCCUUCUUAAUAUUCUUUUGAUUUUUCUUACUUCUUUUAUUCUUCCCCUCUCUUUCAUGUUUUUUUUUUUCCUUUAAUUUUUUUGUUUUUUCUAAUCUUUUCUAUUCCACUCUCCUUUUUUUGUUUUUGAUUCAUAAUAUGUUUUAUAAAGAUUUUCAUUUUGUUAUAAAAGGGGAAGACUUAUGCUUCUAUUCCAUCAUUAUCUGUUCGGAGCUAAAUUAACAAGGCUUUACAUAUUUUGGUAAGUUUUUCCCUAUUGCAUUAUUUUACAUCAUGAUUCAACAUUUCUACAAAAAGAACUAUACUUGUUAAUCAUAAGCUCUAGCAUAGGCUCAAAAGCAAUUUUGAGAUUUCAAAAACUUUGAUUAUUAUUGGAGUAGUGGCAUCAAAGCUGUGAUGUUGUUACCACAAAACAGCAAAAUGGUGCAGCAAAAAGCUACAUUUAUGGGGCAAAAUGUGUAGCAAUAAAGCUGCUUUCAAUGGAGGAAAGAAAAUGCAGCAAAUUGAUGCAUUAUGGAAGGAAAUGAAAUGCAAAUGCAAAUGGAGGCUACAAAUUAAUCAACAAAAUUGCAACAUUAAUGUGAUAGUUUUCAAUGUACUUUUUUAUGUUAGUUUAUGCAUUGCAAUCCUUGAUUUAAAUGUUAGGAUAGAUUUUGUAGAAAAUAUAUAACCAUAGGGAAGGUAAAAGAGAUGUUGGAGAUUAGAUUGGAUCAACAAUUGCUGUAUAAAGUUGCACGAGGCAAUAUUAACCGUGAACACUUGGAAAAAGAAUUGGAAAAUGUCCAAGACCCAAUUGGACGUCCAUUACUGGACAUUGUUGAUCAAUUGAGCCCCGGUGGGAACUCACUCCUUCAUGCAGCUGCACGCUCUGGUAGAAAAGACAUAACUGAAUAUCUGGCUGAAAAGUUUCCCCACCUAAUUUUUCGGACAAAUUAUGCUGGUGAUACCGUACUUCAUUCUGCUGCUAAAGCUGGAAAGGUAGAGACGAUUGAAGUUCUUCUCCAAUUUUAUACUAAUCCCACAUCAAGCUUGACAGACGGUGUUCCCCUGUUGAGGAUGAAGAACCUAGAAGGAAACACCGCUCUGCACGAGGUUGUGAUCCAGUACAACUUUGCUGCCAACUAUGACAAAAGGGAGAGUUACUGUGCUGUCAUAGCAAGGAUGGUUUCUAUAGACCCUCAACUAGCCUAUAUUGCUAACAAAGAGGGAAAAUCUCCCUUAUACUUGGUUGUUGAAACCACCGAUUUGAAGAUUGUUCAGUGUCUCUUGGAAUAUCCUCUGCCUGUAGCUGCGGAUUGCCAACAACUACCCGAAGGAAAGUCUCCCGUGCAUGCUGCCAUUAAGUUGAAGUUAAAAAAUAAUGAUAUGUUGAGUGAAAUGCUACAUAGAAGGCCAAAGUUAAUAGACUCAACAAAUGGGAACGGGCGAAAAGCGCUGCAUUGUGCGGCAUCCAUAGGUAACAUCGAAGCAAUAAAGUUCCUGUUACAAAAUUAUCCUCAAACAAUUAACGAAAGGGACAAUGACGGUCACUAUGCUCUUCACGUUGCCUGUGAAAGCGGUUAUGUCAAAGCAUUUAACAAAUUAUUCAACCAGUGGCCAGAUACAUCAGAAUACCUUAACAACAAAUGCCAAAAUGUUCUGCACAUUGCGGCCAAGAACGGUAGAGACUAUAUGGUGAGGCACAUAGUUGAAGAUAAAAAAAAUGGGCCUCAACUUGUAAAUGCCAAAGACAUUGAGGGAAAUACACCCUUGCACUUGGCAGCCAUGCAUGGUCAUUCUUUAGUUGUGGGUACUCUGCUAUUGACUGGGAAAUGUGACUCCCAAAUUUUGAAUCAAGAAGGCUUCACAGCCUAUGAAGUCGCUAAGCAGCGAGCUGGAGACCCAAUGGACUCUGAAACACAAAUGGGGCAACAAAAUAUGCAGAGCAAUGAGCAGGGCAAUGUGCAAACCAAAGGGCAAACAAAUGUGCAGCGUGAAGAUGUCUCUUCAAAGAAUACAAAACGACCAGAUUCAACUGACUCGAUGAUGGCAUUGUCUAUACUGUUUUUAUUUCAACUAUUCAAAAUCUUAUGUGGUCAUCAUCAGCAACAUCGGAUGAGAAGGUUGCGUCAUGAAAUCAAAAUAAAGAGAGCAAAUAAGGAGGAUAUCAAGGACAGAAUCAAUGCUCUCAUUGUGGUUGCAACACUUAUUGCUGGUAUAGCCUUUCAAGCUGCUGUUCAAAUGCCUGAACAUGGCGAUGAUAAGGGUAAAAGCUCUAAAACCAAUAAUGAACUCUUAACUCCAGCCCCAGCCCCAGCCCCAGCCCCAGCCCCAGCCCUAGCCCUAACCACAUUCCCUCCACCCACUAGGCUUAAAGAUUUCAUUGCUGAUCAAUUAGACUUAUUAUACUCACAAAUAUUCACCUUCUUCGUCUCUCUAUCUAUGAACCUAUCCAUUCUCGCUGCCAUCACCUUAUGUUGGGUCCAACUUCUUGAUGUCAAUUUUUCUGCUUUCUUCAUCUGGCAAGCAUCAGUUUUGGUAGGGAUAUCCCUGUACUCCAUUUGCAUUGCUUUCGGGUUCACUAUGUUGAUAAGAAUUAAGGAAUAUGGUCUUAAUUACACCACUGUCAUGAUUAUCUUGGAAUCCUUGUUUAUUCCUGUGCUGACAAUGUUCACAAGUCCGUUAUUCAUCCCUUUUGGACUCAAGUAUCUGUUUGUCCGAGGUCUCUAUAUCGCUUUCUUCAUUGGUUACUUCAUUGUUCACAGACUCUUUGAUUGUUGUCUCUACCGAUUACAGAAAGCCUAGCAUAGUACUCCAUAUCACUUCCACAAGUUAUAUAUGAAAAAUAUAUGUUGUCAAUAAAUAAUGAUUUUUUUGGCCAAACUACAUGUGAGAAUGCUGCAUUGUUGAUAUGGCGGGAACACUUAUUCCUCUUGAAAGAGAUGAAGUAGAAGCUCCACUGCACGGAUAUACUUCGUUGUGGUGGAAAAGUAGAUGCCUCACUUUCUAGAGGUUUGAUUUUGUGGUUUUAGAGUUCUUAUAAGAUAUUCUUGUGAUUUUUCUUUCUAUAACAUUGGUGUUCAAACCUUGGUUCCAUCAAUCUCAUAGGAUGUAGUUGUGCUUGGUGUAUUGCUCUAUGAUGAGGUUUUGAGUUGGUCUUAGUUUGGUUUUCAAAGUAGACGGUGAUGUUGUUCCAUGAAAUUUUCUUAUAUUUGUGAGUAGCAUUCUCAUUGAUGUGGCUAGAUUUUUGGGGCCACUCUUUUCAUUUCUUUGGCAAAAACCUAAACUCUCAAUGCAUCAAUGUAUGGGAUUACUCAACUAAAAAUGCAAAGAGCACUUAGGGCUGUUUGGUGCAGUUUGUUGGAGUUUUUGCUUUUUUUGUACUGUUCAUGAGUGAUAAAUUUAAAUUUUUAUU
Molecule: messenger RNA, 3546 nt
Organism: Rubroshorea leprosula
Lineage: Eukaryota; Viridiplantae; Streptophyta; Magnoliopsida; Malvales; Dipterocarpaceae
Source: the annotation of a GenBank genome assembly